This is a messenger RNA of Erpetoichthys calabaricus (reedfish), 1011 nucleotides long. RefSeq names its product mitochondrial ribosomal protein S36 (gene kgd4). Gene Ontology annotation, biological process: 2-oxoglutarate metabolic process. NCBI's taxonomy places the organism in Eukaryota, Metazoa, Chordata, Cladistia, Polypteriformes, Polypteridae. The transcript is spliced from 4 exons. Bases 205 to 549 code for a protein of 114 amino acids. The record is from RefSeq and is a predicted model, not a curated record.
GUGUAAUACAUUUUCUUUCUUUUCCCUUCCUUACGUGCCUUACAACGUUUACGGGUUAUUGAUUUUUGAAAAGCUCAAGGACAUAAUUGGCUUUAUAUGUUUGAUUUUUUUUAUAUUUAGAAUACACAAAUGCGAGGUUCCCGUCGCCUAUUGGCUAAAUAUCGUACUUAGAGCUCCGGAAGGAAGUAAAACUCAAAGGUUAAAAUGGGGAGCAAGAUGGCAGCUGCCACUAGGGUCGUGCAGGUGGUGAAACCUCAUGCUCCUUUAAUAAAAUUUCCAGAAAGAUUGAAAACACCCAAAUUUAAUGUGCAGGAAGCAGUUAAAACAAUAUUAAGUGCCUCUCCAGUAGCAUCAACGAACACUCAUUUAGCCCAGCAACCGGUAGUAUCCUCAGCACGACCUCCUGGUCUGCCAAGCACAGCAACAGUCAGUGCAGUCUCUGGUCCACCUGACACUGCAGAUGCAGUUAAAGGCCUGCCACUGAAAUACAGAAGAAAAGCGCUGUCAGUGGAAGAAAUAGAAUAUAUUCAGCGUGGUGGACCAGAAUAAGUAAAAUUCUCUUAUCUGAAGCUGUCAAAAAGACUGUGUUGUUGGAACACAACAUCUGGAUUUUGCAGGGUGAAAAAAAUGUGUUGUAUUGUGUUUAGUUUCAAACUAUAACUGAUUCAAAAACACACACGCUAUUUCUUAUAUUACUUUAUACAAGAGAAUAAAGAAUUUUUCACUAAUGGUGAAUAUAUGAAACAUACUGCUCCCAAAGAAGUUAGCACUUUAUUCCAUAUUUCAGCUGGACACAUUUGUAUAGAAUAUCAUAGUUUAUUCAGGCACCAUGUGUAAAUCCAUUGAUUUUAGCCCUUACUUUUAAACUUCUAGUCAGUUUUUGUGUUAUUUGUCUUAACUGUACUCUCCUAGAUUCUUAUUUAAUGAUAAUUUAGCAGGUUACCAAGUCAGCAUUGUGCUUUUGAAGUGCACGUGUUGGCACCAAAAUAAAUGUAACUGAUAAAAGCUGAA